AUGCGAAACAGCCCGAUAACAUCUACAGUGCCGUAUGACAAAGAUGGCGUGCAUCAUGGAUUUCUGCGAUUGCCUCACAGCCGCAACGAUUCAGCAUGGGGAUCGUUGAUGAUUCCGAUCAGUGUAAUUCGAAACGGCACUGGACCGACUGCGCUUUUGACGGGUGCAAAUCAUGGUGAUGAGUAUGAAGGCCCUGUUGCACUGCAGAAUCUGGCAUUGCACCUAACUGUGUCGGAUAUCUCUGGACGGGUGAUUAUUGUUCCCGCUUUCAACUAUCCGGCAUUUCGCGCUGGAUCAAGAAAUUCACCGAUUGACGAUGGAAAUAUGAACCGCGUUUUUCCAGGCAAUCCAAGUGGAACCGUCACUGAAAAGAUUGCUGACUAUUUCAUGCGUACUCUGGUGCCGAUGUCGAAUGUUGUUGUCGAUAUCCAUUCGGGCGGUAAAUCGCUUGAGUUUUUGCCUUUCGCUGCAGCCCAUGUUCUCGCGGAUAAAGAUCAGCAGGCAGCAUGCGUUGCUGCAAUGCGUGCAUUCAAUGCUCCGUAUUCGAUGCUGCUUCUUGAAAUUGAUAACACAGGAAUGUACGACACAGCUGUUGAAGACCAAGGAAAAGUAUUCGUGUCUUCAGAACUCGGCGGUGGCGGCACCACCACGGCAAAGACCGUUUCAAUCGCAAAGAAAGGAAUUCGAAACGUCCUGAUUCACGCUGGCAUUUUGAAGGCGGAACCAGAUGUUGGCACGUCAGUGAAUUUGGAUACACCGGAUGGGGAUUGCUUUGUCUUCAGCAAUCACGAUGGACUGAUUGAGCCGACGGUGGAUUUAGGUAGUUUCGUGGAUGAAGGUGAUGUUCUUUCGCGUGUCUGGCCGCUGGACCGUACCGGCAUCAAUCCCAUUGAAUACCGGGCUCGACGCCAAGGCAUGUUGGCCGGUCGCCACUUUCCGGGGCUCGUGAAAGCAGGCGAUUUCAUGGCGGUUAUCGCCAUAACUGAUGAAUGA
Molecule: messenger RNA, 993 nt
Organism: Geodia barretti
Lineage: Eukaryota; Metazoa; Porifera; Demospongiae; Tetractinellida; Geodiidae
Source: the annotation of a GenBank genome assembly